This is a messenger RNA of Brassica rapa (field mustard), 3959 nucleotides long. RefSeq names its product E3 ubiquitin-protein ligase ATL42. The record is from RefSeq and is a predicted model, not a curated record. NCBI's taxonomy places the organism in Eukaryota, Viridiplantae, Streptophyta, Magnoliopsida, Brassicales, Brassicaceae.
UUGAAUCUUUGUAACCAAAUGGAAAAAGGGUUUGUAAUGAGUUUCUUUUGAUUAUGCUUGCUUGCUCCGAUCAAACUCAAGGCCAAAGUUCUAAAGGAGCUUUCCAUUAUGUUAUUGUAUAAUCUCUCUCUAUUCAGCUUUUUUUUUGUCGAUUAAAGUCCAUAAACACCAAGUCAUAGUGUUAUUAAUUAGUAGGUUUCUGAGAUGAUUUGUUGCUAAAGACUAGUUAUGAUUUAUAUGGGAAACAAGUAAUUUCGUACUCCGACUUUUUAGCAAGGGAAUCGGCAUAAAAAUUUAAGAUAUAUACAAAAUUUACAAAUAUAGUUAAGAUGAAAAACUUAUAAACUACUUCUAAACUAAAUAAAAUAAUAGUUAUGUCAUAUUCCUUCCGUUUCAAUUUAAUUGUUCUUGUAGAAUAAAAUUGUCGUUUCAAAAUAAGUGUAGUUUUAUAAUUUCAAUGCAAAAUUUAUUGAUUUUAUAUUUCAAUUUAUUUUUCUAUUGGUUAAAAUGUGAUUAGAUAUAUUGGUAAUGAUGUUUUUACUUAUAAAUAUGUAAACUUAAAUGUUUAUUUUGUGUGUCAAAUUCUAAAACAACAAUUAAAAUGAAACUGAUAAGAGUAUAUGGGAGUCUUCAAUUAUCUAAAUCUUCAUUUCAUCUUCAUCCCUUUGUACGUAGUUGUGUAUACUACAAGUACCAUUAGUAAAUUAGUAGUUUUGCAAGCCUGUGAUUUGGUCUUAAGUUCUUAACACAAUAACACAUGAUCUUAGAGCCCACUAAAAAUGAGCCGGGUUAAUCACACACGCACCAGAAUUUUAUGCAGCUGGUCGUUGACUUGUACAAUUCCCGCGAGUGCAGCAACAGUAUUUUAUAAACAUAAUUUGAGCUCAUUACCAUCUAAUCUCUCAACAACUAUCAUUUAAAAACUAUAAUUAAUAUAUUAAUAAGAAGAUAAAUUGGUAUUGGUUAUAAGUUAGUGGCUUUUCCUUAUGUACAUUUUCUCAGAAAAUCAAGAAAAGCAAAAGGUUUUCUCUAUUCUUCUUCUUCCGAUGUAUCAAAUCUUCUUCUUCUUCUUCUUUGUUACAACCUUCCACAGUUAUUACUAUGUCUCAGCUCAGCCUCCUGCUCCUCCGCUCAGUAACGGCGACCUGGUCGCCAAUUUCGAGCCUAGUUUAGCCAUAGUCACCGGAGUUCUCGCCAUCAUGUUCGCACUCACUUUCGUCGUCCUCGUCUACGCUAAGUGCUGCCACAUGGAUCUCCUAUCAGGUUCCGGCGACGGUAGGCGGCAAGAUCGUCUGACCCGACAAGGGUUUUUCUUUAACCGGUCAACUAACUCCUCAGCUCGAUUCUCCGGUUUAGACAAGACAGCUAUCGAGUCACUUCCUAUGUUUAGAUUCUCUGCUUUGAAAGGAUCAAAACAAGGGCUCGAGUGUUCUGUCUGUUUGUCUAAAUUCGAGAGCGUCGAGAUUCUUAGGUUGUUGCCUAAAUGUCGUCACGCUUUCCACAUCGGAUGCAUCGAUCAGUGGCUUGAGCAGCACGCAACGUGUCCCCUCUGCAGAGACAGAGUCUCAAUCGAAGAGGACACCUCUGUUUAUGUAAACAGUUUUAGGUUCUUGAAUGAGUCUGCGAGAAGAGAAGAUUCGAGUUUGGAGAUUUACAUCGAGAGAGAAGAAGAAGAGGAGAGAAGAAGAAGACAGAGAGAGGAAGUUGGUAGCUCAUCGAGAUUCAGCAUCGGAGGGAGUUUCAGGAAGAUUUUAAAACUAGGUCAUAAAGAAAAACCCUUGCUUGAGCAUCAAGGAAACGAUAAAGACGAGAACAAAGUGAUGCAUAAGUUCAAUCACAGGAUCUUUGUAUCUGAUGUUGUGUUCAAGAAUCGUUGGAGCAACGUGAGCUCAUCGGAUUUGAUGUUUUUGAAUUCGGAGAUGGUUAGUUCGAUCUCCAGCGAGAGAUUCUCAUUUAGGAGAAGCAAUGAAGAGGAUCAAAGAGGUAACUUGCGGAUCAAGGAAGAUAUGGAGAACAAGUUGAGUUCGAUGAAAACUAUGUUGUUGUCGGAAAGCAACGACUCUGGUUCGAAAUCAAGAAGUGUUAUGACCGAGACAGGAAGAAGAUCGGUCUCUGAGAUCACAACGGUUCCUAGACUCAGUAUUGCGGUUCAUGGCGAUUGUAGCGGUUCAAACGCAGCGACUGCGUCUGAGACGGAGGAGAGAAGACGGCGUUUGUGGCUGCCGAUCGCUAGUAAAACCGCUCAAUGGUUUGCUAACAGAGAAAAAAGAAAUCAAAUUAAUACAACAGUCCAACACUUUAAUGUUUAGUUUAUUUAUUUUUCUUCAUGAAUUGCAAUUUUUACAGGCUUAUAUACAAAAAAUAUUCUUACACAUGUUUGUUAGAUCCGAAGAUAAUUUGUGUAAAUAAGAUGGAUUUAUUUAUAAACAAAUUUAUUUACUUAAAUUAUUUAUAAAAUAAUAAUAAUUGUUAUUUUCAUCUCAUGGAACAAAUCAGCUAACCUGGCAAAUAAGCAGCCACACUCAUUUAAAUUACAUUAUUAGUAUGCCUGCAUCAACUUAUUAUACUUUUCUGUUAACGACUGCAUCAUAUUCAUAUAAUCAAUAAUACACUUAUACGUCUAUCUAUGAACUACCCUUGGUCCUGUCUCUUGAUAGUUUAAAAAGAAAAUUAUGGCCUAUCCUUGGUUUUGUCUCUUGAUUUUUUUUUUGUAUGAAUGUUAAAAUUUAUACAAUUUCAAGAGUACAAUGUUGUGUUAACAGCUUAUAACAACUGUGUCUUGAUAGUUGUCUUCCGCUUCUUUUUUUUAUAGUUGUCUUCCUUUGUUUAGACUAACAUUACUAACUCGUGUAUUUGAAAACAAAAUUACAUAUUAGUUGCUCAAGUCUCACCUAACUGCUAAUAGUGUCAAUUUCAUAACAAAGACUACAUUCGGUGAUUUGGUUAUUAAUAGAAAAACUCAUUUCAAUAAAAUUGAAUGCAAAGAAACACUGAAUAUAGGUUAUAAAUAAGCAUUUAGUUUGUCACUUACUUAAAAGUCCCCAUCAAUAAUAUGAAACCUAAUCUCAUAUUCAAUUUCCUCUUUCGAAUGUUCAACUAUAAUAUUAUAUCUCACCAAACGAUUUAUGAUAUAUUUAUUUAUUUAUUUAUAAGUUGGUGUAGGAGUCUGACUCCUUUGAUUUUGUCUUCAUAUAUUUAUAAAUAAAAUUAUGCCACUAAACUUAAAAUAAACGUAUACGUCGUCAUACAUAUAUACUGUAUACACACAAUAUGCUUUCUAAAAGUCCAUAUAAUUAAAUGGAAAACCUUUCCUUUUCACUCGACAUCUUUUUAACUUUGAAACAUGACGAUAGAACCAGGAAUGCCUUGAGUGCAACAUCAUAGGGGAACCUUUUCAAUAUUGUAUGAUUUAAUAUUUCAUUUAAAAUCUCAUAAGAUAAAUAGAUAAUAUAUUAUAUUUAGAUCUUCGUUGUACAGUUCAUAUUCCAUUUACAAAACUCAUUUACCACAAUUUCUUUUAGUAAUCUUUGAUUAUGAUUGGCAAAAAUUCUCGUUUAAUUUAACUAACCCUAUUGAGAUAGUUGACAACAAAAUAUAUUUCAGAUUUUAACAACUUUAUUUAUAUAUGAAAGUUAUUCAAAGAUUGUUGUUACGUAGAAAGGAAGUCAUUGUAUAUCAUAUGGUCCAACUUUAUGACGUUUGGGGAUGGACACGCAAUUUCAUAUACAUUAUUAAACUGAAUCAAAGGAUAUAACAGAAUAUAAUCAAGCUUAAAUUAUAUAUUUAAGUGUAUUAGGUAGAAUGUGGACCGAUUCAUACAGUAAAAGAAAUAAGCAAAGUCAAAGAAGGUUAAGGUUAACUCCCAUGAGAGUUAAGCAUCAAGUUCGUUUAAUUACAAACUCUCAUGAUACUGUGUUAUGGUAUAAAGCAACAAUGACAUAGUUUCAGUGAAGUUGCAG